AUGUCCCUCAUAAUUACUUAUUACCUGUCUCCUCUUAUUGCUUCUUCACUCUAUUCACCCUGCUCCUCAUUUUCCCAUCCCUUCAUUCUUUGUUCUAGUCACCCUGUACUUAACUGUCCCUUGACCUUUUGUAUUCUAGUCAUCCUGUAUCUCAUUGUCUCUUAUCCUUCUUUCUUUUUUCUUAUACCCAUAUACUUAAUUGUCUUCUGUCUUUGCAUCUUUGUUCCCAUCACCAUGUAUCACAUUCCCCAUUGUCCUUUGGUCUUCUGUCUUCUAGUCACCCUGUCUCCUCUCCUUAUUUGUUUGUUCAAGUUAUCCUGCUCAUCAUUAUCCUUGUCCUUUCUUUGUUUUAGUUAUCCUUUACCUAAUAAUCUCCUAUCCUUGUUUUUUUUCUUUUUAUCUAUUAACCCUGCUUCUUAUUGUCUCUUGGCCUCCUUUAUAUGUUUGUAUCACCUUGUCUCCUCUCAUUACUUUUUUGGUUUUUUACUCUGCUCUUCAUUGUUCCUUGCCUGUAGUUCACUGUGUCUUAACCUUCUGCAUUCUUGUCACUGUUUAACUCAUUAUCCUUUCUUCAACUUUGACCUAUUUACCCUCUGCUCCUCAUGGUUUUGCACUAUCUUCCUCCCAUACUCCAUUUUUAUUUUUUUCCUUUUAUUUGCCUUCAUUCUUUUUCUUCUCUCUUUAUUUACACUCCUUGUUUCUCUUUCCAUUCAUUUCUCUACCUGCAUUCCACCAUACCCCUGGUUUCUUUUUUUUGUCUUACAAUUUCAUUGUUCUCUUUCCUUCUUAACAAACACAUUUCCUCUCUUUCUUUCAAGAUUUCUUUUUCUUUUCCAAUCGCAAAUCUAG
Messenger RNA from Acanthosepion pharaonis, 849 nucleotides. NCBI's taxonomy places the organism in Eukaryota, Metazoa, Mollusca, Cephalopoda, Sepiida, Sepiidae. The record is from the annotation of a GenBank genome assembly.